Messenger RNA from Belonocnema kinseyi, 2291 nucleotides. Its product is annotated as slit homolog 1 protein-like. Gene Ontology annotation, molecular function: protein binding. NCBI's taxonomy places the organism in Eukaryota, Metazoa, Arthropoda, Insecta, Hymenoptera, Cynipidae. Bases 1 to 2187 code for a protein of 728 amino acids. The record is from RefSeq and is a predicted model, not a curated record. The transcript has 4 exons.
AUGCUUGUCAUCCAGAUAAUUCGUAGGAAUUUAGACAAACCAAGUAAUGAACUUGUAAUCCAGAGUAAUUCAGUUUACCAUAUACACGCAUUUGUAUUUCCACACAUAAAGGUAAAGCUUGUAAGACCUGUUUUGAGUUGGCUCGUCCUGAAGCGUCCUCAAGCUAACUUUGCCAGGAAUAGAAACACAGUCUUUGUCCACUCGUUCUCGAAGGCGGACGGAUUCAGAAUACUUAUCGCAAGAACCAUAGAAAACGCUUCUGAGAGUUGUAGAAUGCUUCUAUUUUCCUUUUUACUCCUGCUGCCCCUGGUAGCCAGGGCAGAAGAAUCAUCCCUUAAACCCUAUACGCUCGAGAUUGAAAAUGGGACCCUGACGAGGAUAAUACCUCGUGAAGCAUCAAUCGAGAAAUUAGACCUUUCCAAUCUACAAAUCAAAUUCAUCAAAAUAGAAGCCUUUGAUGAUCUGAAAAGUCUGAAAUCCUUGGUCCUAAGGAACAAUUUACUCACAUCACUUCCUGAAUUCGUUUUUUCGAAUCUCACAUCCCUCGAGUACCUCUGCCUAGCUGAAAACAAAAUCCACACUUUGGAAAACAUCUUCAUCGGUUUGGAUAAUUUGAAAACCCUGAACAUAUCCUCUAACCCCUUGAGGCAUUUGAGACGAGGUCAAUUUUUCGGACUGCCAAGCAACAUCAAUAUUUAUACAAGGGGCAACAUUUUCUGGAGUUUGAGCACCAUGGUAUUCGAAAAUCCAUUUUUGAAGGAAAAAGAAAAUUUGGCUGACCUGGAGAGAGCGAGAUUCGGUGAUAAUCCUGAUGAGGUUCAAGUAGCAGAAACGAGGAAAUUAGAUUCUCUGGAUCGGGAGAUUUUCGCUGGUUUGAAGACACAUGUUUUCUUUAGAGAAACUGAUCCACAACUGGAUAAAGACAUCCGUAUUAAACUUUGUUUGGAGGAUGGCAUUGUACUCAGUCUUCAAAUGAUCGAAAAGGAUGAUAAGAUAGAAGAAAAAUGCUCUGAAGUCAAAAUAGACUAUGAGGAAAGACAGGUGAACCUUCGUGGAUUGGGAAUCAAGGACUUCGAGGAGGAUUGGUACCAACUUCAGAAGCUGCCAAUAAUCGGGAUCGAUCUUUCCAACAACGAAAUUCAAGAAAUCUCCAAGGAAUUUUUAAACGAUCUGCCAGGUGAUUUGGCUUCCGUGAGCCUGGUUGAAAACUUGGUCAGAAAAAUUCCGAGACAGGUGAUCGACAACAGUCAUCUGAAGGUACUCAAUCUAAUGGACAACUUGAUAGAAGAAAUUGAAGAAAAAGCUUUCGAGAACACUAGGCUGACAGGCCUUUUCUUAGGUGGAAAUCGACUGGAGAACAUCAACUUCGUCAAGGAUCUGCCUUCAACCCUGACAGACCUGAUUCUGAAUCGCAAUCUCAUUCAGUCCAUUCCAGACGGUAUUUUCACGAGACUCACAAACCUGGUGUACCUAAAUCUGGCAAAAAACAGCAUCCCGAGUUUGCAGAGCGACACUUUCCGAGGAUUGAAAUCCCUUCAGGUUCUUAUUUUAACUAGAAAUUCACUAUCCAACAUUGCUUUGGGUUCCUUUAAGUAUUUGAAAAAUCUUAAGACUCUUUUUCUUUACCAUAAUUCUAUUUCGACUCUUCCAAACGGAGUUUUUGAAAAUUUAGACAAACUGAGGAGUCUGCAUUUGGCAUUUAAUAAGAUUAAAAAGAUUACUCAAGAUAUGUUUACAAAACUUCCAAAGUCAAUAAAUUUCUUGCAUUUAGAUUUUAAUAAAAUCGAGUCUAUGGAGCCUGGAAGCUUUAUUGAAGUUCCUAAAUUUUCGUUGUCUUUGGAUGGAAACAAAAUAUCAAAUAUCUUGCCAGGUACUUUCAAUUUGCCGAAUUUGCAGGAUCUUUAUCUGAGGAAUAAUUCGUUGGCAAUUCUUAAAUCAGAAUCUUAUGAGGGUCUUCCAAGAUUAAAGCGUCUCUGGCUCUCGAAUAACAAAAUUAAUAAUAUCGAGAAGGGUGCUGCUCGUAGUUUGUCAUUCCUUACAAUUUUAGAUAUUUCAAAAAAUCCUGUUAAACGUUUGGAAAACGGUGCUUUGUUCGGUUUGCCAAAAUCAAGGGCUAGUUUCAUCUACAUUGCGGAUAAUUCCAUUGACUUGAUUCAAGGUGGUGUAUUUGAUGAUUAUAAUGGUUAAAAGAAUGUUUAUGAUUGGAAUACUGAAUGGCAAGAAAAGUUUGAAUGUGAUAUGCAUAAAUCAAAAGUUUGCUCGUGCAUUAAAAAAACAGAUGGAUAACAAAA